Molecule: messenger RNA, 1961 nt
Organism: Salvelinus sp. IW2-2015
Lineage: Eukaryota; Metazoa; Chordata; Actinopteri; Salmoniformes; Salmonidae
Product: b(0,+)-type amino acid transporter 1-like
Biological process (GO): amino acid transmembrane transport
Cellular component (GO): membrane
Molecular function (GO): L-amino acid transmembrane transporter activity
Source: RefSeq, a predicted model, not a curated record
ACAAGUGACUUGGACACAGACUGAAGCUUUACUUCAGGAAAUAUCUUGUUGGUCUAUGGUAAAACAUGACUGGUGAGGACAAAUUUCCAGCAGUUGAAGUUCUGGAUGGCAAAUCACAGAAGCUCAGCCUGAAACGGGAAGUGGGACUGGUUGGCGCUGUGUCACUUGUGGCUGGCACUAUGAUUGGAUCUGGGAUUUUUAUGUCCCCUCAAUUCGUUCUGGUCAACAUAGGAAGCCCAGGAGGAAGCCUGGUGGUCUGGGCUGCUUGUGGCCUGCUGGCUGUGCUUGGCUCUCUCUGCUAUGCUGAACUGGGGACAGUCAUCCGAGAGUCGGGGGGAGAGUACAUCUAUAUCCUACGGACGUCAGGCCCAGUAUUGGCCUUCAUUUUAAUUUUCAGCUCAGUCAUAUUUGUGAGACCUGCCAGUGUGGCAGGGAUCUCACUGAGCUUUGCUGAAUAUGCAUUGGCACCUUUCUACCAGGACUGUCCAUGCCCACAGCUGGUGGUGAAGUGUGUGGCUGCAGCAGGGAUUGUGGUGACAGCCAUUGUUAACUGUCUGAAUGUACGAUUCUCCAUGUCAAUGCAAGUGUUCUUCAUGGUGGCCAAGGUGCUGGCUCUUUCAGUAAUAAUUAUUGGAGGAGUGGUGUUGCUCGUCAGAGGGGAAACAGAAAGUUUUGAGGAUUCUUUUAAUGGGACCAACUUGGGCAUCAAUCCGAUAGGUAUUGCUUUCUACCAGGGACUGUGGUCCUACGAUGGAUGGAAUAACUUGAAUUAUGUGACAGAAGAGCUGAAACGUCCUGAGGUAAAUCUGCCCAGGGCAGUUAUGAUUGCCAUCCCCAUGGUAACCAUGCUCUAUCUACUGGUCAAUGUGAGCUACUUGGCUGCCAUGACGCCCAGAGAACUGAUGUUGUCGAGUGCAGUGGCUGUCACCUGGGGGAAUAAGGUGCUCGGGAGAUGGGGAUGGGUGAUGUCCAUUGCAGCUGCUUUGUCUGCUUUUGGCUCCCUGAAUGGAACAUUCUUUAGUGGUGGCCGGGUGUGCUUUGUGGCUGCAAGAGAGGGACACAUGCCUGAUAUUCUUGCCAUGGCCCAUGUGAAUCGACUGACCCCCUCUCCAGCCCUGAUCUUCACCACGGCUAUCUCACUUCUGGUUCUCAUCCCUGGGGACUUCCAGAGCAUUGUCAACUUCUUCAGUUUUACAGCCUGGUUCUUCUAUACAAUCACUCUGUCUGGGCUUCUCUACCUCAAGAUCAAGAAACCUGAACUUCCCAGGACAUAUAGCGUUCCCAUUGUAAUCCCCAUCUUGGUCAUCAUGGCAGCGAUUUUCCUUGUGAUGGCACCUAUCAUUGACAACCCCGCAAUAGAGUACCUCUACGUCACCAUAUUCAUCUUCAGUGGUGUAUUGGUUUAUGUGCCAUUCAUUCACUACAAACUCUGCCCUGGACUGUUGGAGAAAGUCACUGUGUUCCUGCAGCUCUUCCUAGAGGUGGCACCAGCAGACAAAAAUGUAUGACAAUGCUGUCUUCUGAGUAAUACCUGGACCAAAAUAAUUUACAUCUGAGAUGGGCACCACCAUAACCUGAUUUUCAAUAGUAUUUAGGAUGGAACUUUUUAAAAAACCCUGAAAUUGUUAUAAAAUUCGGUAAAUAUCAGACUUCAUUUGUACUGACUUGUACUGUAAUAUAGGAUGCUUUCAAUAGAUAACGCAAGUAAACAUACCAUUUUGUAAAAUUGUAGACUUUAUUUGGUAAAAACAAAAAAGAGAAUUUGUUGUUAAUUUUUGUUUUGUUUUACAUUAGUAUGUUCCGACAAGACAUUUAGUAGGAUAAAUCCAAAAUGACUGUGCAGGUAUUACAAAGAUUAGUUCGAUUUUUUUGUGAAGACACUCAAUCAUGGUAAUGUAUGCAGCAUUUUCAGUAUAAAAAGUAGGAAAGCAAUAUGGGUAAAAAUAAAUGGUACCACACAG